AGAGAGCGAGAGCGCGAGAGAGCGAACGAACGUGAGGCUCUACUGAGAGCUGACCGUGUUUUCUACAGGAAACAAAUCAGAGAGAGAGAGAGAGAGUGUGUUGUGUGUGAGUGAGUGAGUGAGUGAAAAUGCUGUUGUAACCGCUGUGUUUCGUCGCGGUUUUGUGAGUGUUUUCCUGGAAGCGGACGCUUAGCGAAUCACGCCAAUCUGGAGACCCGUUUGUUUAGACCCGGGAAUCUAAACUAAAGGUGUUUUUUUUGUGUGUUUUUGGAGGCGUGAGGCUCGAGACUCCGCGCAGAAUGACCGUUGACUGGCCCGAUCUGCUUAUCGUUCGCGGGCAUUAGGUUGAAGGAACUAUCACUACCUCCGUUUGCUGGCGAAACAAACAACGCAUUUGCCUUCGAGGGUCUUUUGGUUCAAAAGGAAGAGAAUAAUGGCAUUGCUGGCAGUUCGAAUGCUUGUGCUGGGCUUGUGGAUAGGGGGGCAGUCAGCUACUGCAGGAGAGGGACAGUCCACUCCGGCCACAUGCUCUCCGCUGUGCCGCUGCGAUGAGGACGGAGGAGCGGACUGCUCUGGACGAGGACUGACCACCGUUCCCACCGGCCUCAGCGCUUUCACAUAUUACCUGGACAUCAGUAUGAACAACAUCACUGAGCUGCCUGCUAAUGUCUUCAGAAACCUGCCGUAUCUGGAAGAACUACGUUUGGCUGGUAAUGACCUUGCUUUAAUCCACCCAGAGGCUCUGUCUGGCCUCCAUCAGCUUAAAGUCCUGAUGCUUCAGAACAAUCAGUUGAAGACUGUCCCCAGUGCAGCUCUCAAGAAUCUCCAUGCCCUGCAGUCUUUGCGGUUGGAUGCUAACCACAUCACUUCAGUGCCUGAGGACAGUUUUGAGGGUCUGCAGCAGCUCAGGCACCUCUGGUUAGAUGACAACAGCCUGACUGAGGUUCCCGUUGGCCCCCUACAGCACCAGAGUAACCUGCAGGCCCUGACGUUGGCCCUCAACCGGAUCACACACAUCCCAGACAAUGCCUUCGCCAACCUCUCCAGCCUGGUUGUAUUGCAUCUACACAAUAAUCGGAUUCAGGAGAUAGGAAAAAACUGCUUUAAUGGGCUGGACAACCUGGAGACAUUGGAUCUAAACUUCAACAAUCUGAAGACCUUCCCAGAGGCCAUUCAGACACUGCCCAAGCUGAAAGAACUUGGAUUUCAUAGCAAUAACAUCGCAUCCAUCCCCGAGGGAGCCUUCUGUAGGAAUCCCCUGCUACGCACAAUCCAUCUGUUUGACAACCCUCUUUCCUUCGUGGGAACCACUGCUUUCCAGAACCUGUCAGACCUGCACUCUCUGAUGCUGCGUGGUGCCAGUAUGAUGCAGGAUUUCCCCAGCCUGACAGGAACAAUAAAUCUAGAAAGCCUGACUUUAACAGGAACUAAAAUCAGAAACAUCCCAGCAGACUUGUGUGAGGAUCUGACCGUGCUCCGAACACUAGAUCUUUCCUAUAAUGAGAUUGAAGACCUGCCGUCCUUUCAGGGCUGUGUUAGACUGCAGGACAUAAGUCUACAGCAUAACCAAAUCCAGCAGAUAGACAGAGGAACCUUCCAGGGCAUGACUAGCCUAAGAGUGCUAGACCUGAGCAGAAACCAGAUCAAGUUCAUCCACAGAGAUGCUUUCCUUUCUCUCAGCGCUCUCACCAACCUGGAUCUCAGUCUAAACUCCCUAGCCAGUGUUCCUACCGCAGGACUGAGUGCACUGAACCAACUUAAACUGACUGGAAACGUGGAACUGAGGAACGGCCUAAUGUCUAAAAGUCUGCCUAAACUCAGGUCCAUUACGGUUCCCUAUGCCUACCAGUGUUGUGCUUUUGUGGCUUGUGACAGUGCAGUUAACCCAGCUGAGGAGGACGAGCGGAGAAAUGCAUUUGGUGGUGAGGAGGAGAUGGAAAGGAUUCCUCUAGUCAUGCACUGUUCACCCUCACCAGGGGCAUUUAAACCUUGUGAACACUUGUUGGGAAGCUGGAUGAUACGGUUGACCGUGUGGUUCAUCUGCCUGGUGGCGCUCCUCUUCAACUGCCUGGUCCUUGCAGCCACCUUCUCUCCGCGCACCUCUCCUCUCUCCCCGGCUCGCCUCCUGGUGGCUCUCCUAGCCUCCGCUAACCUGCUGACAGGGGUCUACGUGGCAGCACUGACCAUCCUGGACUCUGUCACCUGGGGCUCAUUUGCCGAGUACGGCGUGUGGUGGGAAACAGGGGCCGGAUGUCAGGUAGUGGGCUUCCUCGCUGUGUUUUCCUCCGAGUGGGCUGUCCUGCUGCUGGCGUUAGCUGCGGUGGAGCGUUGCUUUGCUGUGAGGGCUCUGAUGGGGAAGGCGGGAGCUCUGAGGUCCAGCAGCGAAAGGAGGGAAAGACGAAGGAGGUUCGGUAUCGCCGCACUCCUGUUGGGAUUGGUAUCUGUCGCGGCGGCUUGCCUCAGUCUGUAUCAUGAAUCAGCCAUGGGCUCUCCUCUCUGCCUGCCCUUCUCUGGAGGUCCCGGACCAGGUCUGGGGUUCACAGUGGCCCUGGUGCUACUGAACACACUGGCGUACCUGCUGAGUGCGGUUGUCUAUACGCGGUUAUACUGCAGGCUGGGUCGUGCCCAGUUGGCUGACCCCGAGCAGGCCGGGUCAGUGAGGCACAUCGCCUGGCUCAUCUUUACCAACUGCAUCUUCUUCUGCCCGGUGGCGGCUUUUUCUUUCGCUCCCCUGCUGGCCGGGACCAGUAAUGCAGUGGGCGGACCGGAGAUGGCCAAAUCCGUGACGCUCAUAUUCUUUCCCCUCUCUGCCUGCUUGAACCCUGUGCUGUACGUCUGCUUCAGUCCCUCCUUCAGAUAUGACUGGCUUCGGCUUAGAGGACGGGGGAGGGCUGGAGGUUGCGGCGGGCUGGCCGGUAAAGCGGUUACUAAAGGGACAGUAGCAGGCGGCUCGGCGGUAUCCGACGACGGCGAAGGCUUGUCUAGCGACUGCGGAAUGUACACAAAGCUGCACGGUGACACUCGGGGAAUGUGCAAACACUGUGACGCCGCCCUCCACAUCAGGACAUCUUCCUCUUCCGCUUCCUCCUCUUCCUCAGCCUGCAGACAUUUAGUGAAGUCCCACAGCUGCCCUGCCCUGAUGGCAAACGCACCUCAGUGCCUGAGCUCAGAGGGGUACUGGCCCGACACCGGGACGCUUUCCGCCCAGUCGGAAUAUGGAGACGAGGGCGAUUCUUUUGUGUCGGACAGUUCGGAGCAGGUUCAGGCUUGCGGCCGAGCUUGUUUCUGUCAGAGCCGUGGCCUCCCUUUAGUACACUACUCUUAUAACAUCCCUCGCAUGACAGACUGAGCUCACAGCCCCGAGCACUCACACACUCACUUCCUCACAGAGUCCUCCAGGGUGUGGAGUGUCCCUGCUCCGCAAGGACAGAGAACAGGGAGGGGCUGGACACAUGGCUGCAGAGCCAAUGGAGACACAAACAGACCUGAAGCACUUUUCUCUCUUUUCACAUGUGUGUGUGUGUAUGUGUGCGCGUGUGUGUGUUUGAGUGAAUAUAGACCAAAUCCAUGAAAAGGGAAUCUGACAAUACGGAGAGACUCUCUGAGCCAAAUGUUGUCAGCAAACAACAUGUCUUGUUUUCUGUUUCCUGUCCCCUUCAGCCAAAUUCGGUUGCAUUGGUACCCAGGGCCGAUUGACAGUUGAUGGACACAGUGAUCUUAUCUCCCAGUGCCUGCCUUUCAGUUUGCAAGAGAGUAGAACUUGUCUGUUUAUUUUCUUAGGGCAUUUAUAGAAAAGAAAAAUAUAUUUUCCCUUUUAUCCUUUUAAACGUUUGUCCUUUUGAUUUAAAGCAGGGAUAUAUGUGCUAUUAUUGAUUUGUCUUUUUCUUUUAUUCCUUGUUGUCAUCAUAAAGCCUGACUGUGGCGGGGGAUCCCGUUCUAUGUAGCAAAGUUCCUCCUAAUACUGGAGUUCCAGUAUGCCGAUAAGAAUGUAAUGUUCAUGCUGUCUUGUUCCCUCUCAUUUCUCUGAGUAAGUUCAUGUUGGCCGUUAUGUUGAAAAGCAUUCAUUUCUUGCUUGUUUGUUCUGAAAGUGAUCCUAAAAUCACAGUCCUCUCCUUCAGCUAACAGAGUGAUCCAGUCAUGCCAGUACUCUAUUAACUGUUUAUGAAAAGAAAUCAUCUUUAAUAUAUGUUAUACAAUGACAUUUGGAUGUCUUGACCAGAGCGCUUCCUUAAUCACUAGUACGUUUUUAAUUUAUUUUAAGACAUGGAAAUGCUUUGAUGAAUGAAUGGCAAACUACACUUUUUUUUUAUUAUUAUUAUUCUGCUAAGUCACUAGAUCAUUGCGAUUUAUGUAUUUUGUACACUGGUAGUGAAAAAAUGGGUUUCAUGUUAUGGUUGAUAAACUAUAAAUAUAAAUAUAUUAAUAUUUAUACUAUUAGCGCUAAAUAAAUUAAAAAUAAUACUCUAAAAAUGAAAAUCCUUUUUUUUUUGUAAGUUCUACAACUGAAUUUAAGCAUCAGAACAUCAUAAUAUAACAUGAAAUUUUCUAAAGAUUACAUUUAACAGUUAUUUAAUUACUAGUUUUUAAUUGAAAAUGUGAUGACUGCAAACAUAAUCUAAGUGUAAAAAUAUGAAAAAUGAGCAGGCAAAAUUAAAUAUUCAAUAUUGUUAAAUCCCAAUAAAUGAAAAAAUCUAUACAUUAAAAUAUCUUGAUCUUGAAUAUUGUGCAUCCCUACCCAAAAGCGACCAAGGUCUUUAAUAUACAAAACCUGUCCUUAUGAAAACCCUUUGUUCUUCUACACCUUACAUCCGUACAGUAGUAUUCGUGUUGAUCAGCUGUAUAAUAUAUUGAUGUUGAAGUUGCCAUUAAGCUAUGUCAGGUGAGAUGGACAAUAGGACCAAAGUGCGUCUUUGUGUUCAGGAAUAUAGAACAUUUCAUCAUCAUGAUUCUACUUGUACACCUUUGUCCAUGUAUGUUCAGGAAUUCAAGUGAAAGGAAAUGUGUGUUUGUUUGCCUUAGAUACAGAGUGUCAACACCUUCCUUUGGUCUUCUAAUAUGUUUGCAAAGUGGAUGCCAUUUUGCCAGUCAUAUAAGCUCUGGCAUCAACUGACAAGCCUUGCAGGACGUAGCUACUAGAACUGACAGAAUUCCAAAUCACGUGUCUAUGCAUGUGUGUGAGGUCUGAAUGUGUGUGUGUGAGAUGUUUAGAGAUGUCAGAAUGAUGUAAAUUAUUUUUGUAGGACACAUCUAAUCAAAAAUGGGAUGCAUUGUCUAACUGUGGAAGCUACCUCUUCAACCGUAGUGGCUGCCAGUAGUGAGUAGUACAUGUGGUUACAUUUUCACAUGCAUUUUGUUGGUAUGAUUGCUUGCGCUGUAAAUACAUCUAGUUGUAUGUUCUCACUGAAUGAGUCAUGCGUUAGUUUGUACUGGGAGAAAAUGACAUACUGUAUACAGACAUUUUUGUAAACCAAACUAUAUAAACUGAUUCGCUUUAAA
Messenger RNA from Ctenopharyngodon idella (grass carp), 5496 nucleotides. It is a transcript of the gene lgr4, whose product is annotated as leucine-rich repeat containing G protein-coupled receptor 4. The transcript is spliced from 19 exons. Gene Ontology annotation, molecular function: protein-hormone receptor activity; G protein-coupled receptor activity; protein binding. Gene Ontology annotation, cellular component: membrane. Lineage: Eukaryota; Metazoa; Chordata; Actinopteri; Cypriniformes; Xenocyprididae. The record is from RefSeq and is a predicted model, not a curated record. Gene Ontology annotation, biological process: G protein-coupled receptor signaling pathway. The coding region runs from base 434 to 3349 and encodes 971 amino acids.